Messenger RNA from Chiroxiphia lanceolata (lance-tailed manakin), 376 nucleotides. RefSeq names its product 4-O-methyl-glucuronoyl methylesterase 1-like. Bases 1 to 333 code for a protein of 110 amino acids. The transcript is spliced from 3 exons. The record is from RefSeq and is a predicted model, not a curated record. NCBI's taxonomy places the organism in Eukaryota, Metazoa, Chordata, Aves, Passeriformes, Pipridae.
AUGUCCCCCCCCAUGUCCCCCCUCAAUGUCCCCCCUCCCAUGUCCCCCCUUAAUGUCCCCCCCCCCGAAUGUCCCCCCCGUGGGGCGGGGGGGUCCCUCCCUCCCUCCCACCCGGGGCCCAACGCGCCGCCUCCAUCUUGUGCCGCCGCCGCCGCCGCCGCGACAUCACCCGGCCCCGGGACAGGCCCCGCCUCCGCCGGCUCCUUUAACACCCCCCGCGGCAGGACGGGGCCCCGUGACGUCACUCCCAGCCCAGCCAAUGAGCAUCCAGGAGGCCCGGCCGGCUGUGACCCCCCCCCGAGGACCCCCGGAGCAGCAACACCCAGUCCAUGAGGGCCCCGCGCACAGGUGGGGGGCACUGGGAGGAUGGAGGGGC